This is a messenger RNA of Penicillium griseofulvum, 819 nucleotides long. RefSeq lists its product as uncharacterized. Lineage: Eukaryota; Fungi; Ascomycota; Eurotiomycetes; Eurotiales; Aspergillaceae. Bases 1 to 819 code for a protein of 272 amino acids. The transcript has a single exon. The record is from RefSeq and is a predicted model, not a curated record.
AUGUCAGGUCUGCUCAACUCGCGCUGGGCACCCGGGAGUGGGGGAAAUAAACGAUACCCAGCAAGUUCAAAUCCUCCCCGGUACUGGUCCAACAACUCCAAUACCGGCGGGAACAGCAGCAUCCGCCCGGCAACUAUCACACCCCAAGAUGGCCGUUUGCUACCGCCAGCCGAGGAAUUGGCUCGAUUCAUGAAAAUUGUCGCCAGGCUGCGAUGGAAACUCCCAUUUUUAGCUGAAGGAUAUCGUCUCGCGACUCUGGAAAUCGGGGAUGUCGUAUCGGCAGAAGAGGUCGCCCACGCCGAAAUAAUGUUCAAAAUCGAUUUCCACGAAUAUUAUGCUCUGCUUGAACGUGCCAUUGUCCAUUUAUUGGCAGUAUUCAAUAUCUCGGUCACGUCAUCACCUCGGGGACCACCAGAUAAUGGAAACGGCAUCGGUCGGCCUGUUGGUAUUCAUCGAUACCAUGCCAAUGUGCUAGAGGCGCUGCGGGAACAAUCAACCCCACUAUCCCCGGUUCUUGGCGGUGGCCAUGUCUAUUUGCAAUUACAAAAGGCCAAGGAACUGCGCAAUAGGUGGAAAACUGCCGAUCUUACCUCGGAAGAAAGAGAAAAACAAGGAGAAAGAAAGGACGUUGCGACGCUUGCAAGCUUCGACUUCGAGGGCAUCAUAUCUGAUAUCUUCGGUGGUUUAGAAGAAUCAUAUAUUCGAGCAAAGGAGCAUGUCGACAAGUGCAUCCGCCCAGAUGAGGUCCCUGGAAAUGGCGGAAGCUCUGAGGCAGACUGGGGGUUUAUGGUCGAUGCCAUGGACUGGGAAGCUGUAUGA